Messenger RNA from Priceomyces carsonii, 675 nucleotides. RefSeq lists its product as uncharacterized. The transcript has a single exon. Gene Ontology annotation, cellular component: nucleus. Bases 1 to 675 code for a protein of 224 amino acids. NCBI's taxonomy places the organism in Eukaryota, Fungi, Ascomycota, Pichiomycetes, Serinales, Debaryomycetaceae. The record is from RefSeq and is a predicted model, not a curated record. Gene Ontology annotation, molecular function: transcription coactivator activity. Gene Ontology annotation, biological process: transcription by RNA polymerase II.
AUGGGAAAGAAAGUUGGAGAGAACUCAAAGAAGGCUGCUGGUAACGCUCGAAAGCAAGAGCAGGCAAAUAAAAAAAAACAGGCUCAGGACGAAGCACUUGAGCAAGAUGAAGCGUCAAAAUGGGAGCAAGGUUCGAAGAAAGGAAACAAGAAAAAAGAUGAUUAUGAGUUCAAGAAGGAGGAAGCAGCUAGAAAAAAGGCAGAAAGAGAUGCCUUAUUACAGGCUGAAGAAGCCUCAUUGCCCUCUAAACCUCAAAGUUCCAAACAGAGAGGAGCUGCCAAAGUGGCAGCAAAGAAAACAGGCAAAAUUGAUGACUUCCUCGAUUUCAAUAAGGAUGUCCCCGAAAUGAGUGCCAGUGGACUUGAUAGUGCUUUAGACGCAUUGGCAUUAACUACCAAGGGAGGUGGUGUAGAGAAUAAGGAUAUUGAUAAGCACCCUGAAAGAAGAGUAAAGGCCGCAUUUGCUGCUUUUGAAGAUAGAAGAUUGCCUGAAAUAAGGAAGGAAAACCCUGGUUUGAGGUUGCAACAAGUGAAGAACUUGGUCUUCAAGGAAUUCCAAAAGUCCCCCGAGAACCCAAUGAAUCGGGAAACUAAUGUCAGCUAUAAUGCUUCACGUGAAGACGUCGAACAAGCCAAAGCUGAAGUUAAAAAUAAAAGAGAAAAAAAGUUUACAUAA